AUGUCGCUGCCGGACGCGGCCGAGGCGCGGCGCAUCUCGGCGCAGCUGGAGGCGCUGGAGCAGCAGCGCGCGCAAGGAAACCUGCCGCAUGAGGACACGCCGCUGCGUCUGUACCGAGUGGGCGGCGGCGGCUUUGUGCGCGUCCUGGACCGGGACCCAGAGCCGAUCUCCCAGGACAUGCUGGAUGCAAUCGAUGCGUUUGUCAGGAGACGCGUCGAGGAUGACGAGGAUCCUUCUAGCUCGACAGGCGUGGGGAUUGCUCCACCGUGGGAAGCAGCUACUGCUGCGAAGACUCCGCAGGAGCUGUUGGCGAAGAAUGAGAAGGCGAGCAACUGGUUAAACUCCAAUUUGACGGAAAUGAAUCAAUCUGUGGAUCAUCCGAGUUUGUACGAGCAAUGGCCACCGCAGCUGGAAGAACGGAGGAAGAUGUGGUUUGUCCCUCGUAGCUCCAGUAGAAGGCCGUCUGGGGCUGGGAUGGGGAUGAAGCGGACAGUCGUUUACUGGAUGCACAGCACGCUGCGCGUGAUGCAGGGGAAUUACGGACUGGAGGCGGCGAUUUUGCUUUCAAGAAGACUAGCUGUACCGUUGGUGGUGCUGUGCCUUGUGCCGUCUUCUAUCGUCUACCCGGUCUGUCAUUCAACAACAGCGAGCGAUGCGUACGCCCGGUUUUCGUUUGUCGAGUUGUACCAACAGUUCGCGCAGGCGGGAGUACCGUUCUUCGGGGUCACAGCUAAGGAGGACGGUGUUUCGACAUCACAUGAACAGCAGUCGCUUGCAUUGAAGCCGAACCCACUGUACGAAUUACUAGACGCAUUCGCGCCACGCGCUGUCGUGACCGACGCCAUGUUUGAUUCCUCGAGCAGAAGCGAUAUGGUGCAUUUGACUCGGUACUUGGAGCUGAACCGGUCGUCUUGCAGUUGGUCACUCCUCUCUAUGGAUUCCACAACGUGUUGCCCCGCUUAUCAACUUUCGAUGAAGCUACAGAGUACACUCGAGCCUGGUGCUGCCUUUGCGACUGAAGAGCAGUUUGGUGCUGAGUACGCAUCAUUUGCUCAGCCUCGCAAUGGAACGUACGUCUUCAGCCCUCUGCCUCGUGUUGGUACUCAAGACGCAGCUCAGAACCAGCGACGAUCGGAUUUAUUAGCUACUGUUCUGGAGAAGCUGCAGCUGGAAAAUGUUAACUGGGAAGUAGUGAAGGCAGAAAACACGCAGUCGAGUUCUCAAAUGCGGCGAUUCAGCGAAGGGGAGGGACUUCAGAGGCUUAGCCAGCUUCUGUCUGGAUCAGAUAGCCAGCCAGCUAUUCAAGCGGAGCUGCGCGGUGGUGGCGUGCUGAGUCUGAUGCCAUUUAUUCGUCACGGCACGCUGUUCGCUGGGUACGUCCUGCGCCGGAUAAAUGAAGCAAUUGCCUCGAGUCCUACACCGACAACCCCACAAGCACGGAAGGCACUCGCUAUGCGAAAGGUAAAUCGUGAACAAACAGUUAUGAGAUCUCGUGCUGUGAACCACUUAGGGAAAGAGCGCGACUAUGCCUUGUACCUUGCGCUGUGGUCUGGUGUACGUGGCGGAUCCAGUGAACCAAAUGGACUAGUCCAGCCAGACAUCGCGUUGCUGUCAACCAGUGACAUCCUUUCUGGCUUACGAAUGUCCACGCCUCGAACCUCCUCAUUGGAAGCAUAUCGGAAUGUGCUACCCGGCUGGACUUAUAGCUCUGCCAAACUGGGAGAAAGCACGAACGGCCAAGCACCAGGGGCAGCCCUGUAUGAUCCUUACGAGUUGGAAAGCGCGCGAACGAAGGACUUAUACUGGAACGAAAUCCAGAAGUUCCUCGUUGAGCAGCAGUAUCUACACCCGCUUCUGGUCGUAUACUGGGCUUAUCGUGUGCUAACCUGGAGCGUGUCAAGCAGAGCAGCUAUUGCGACAAUUGAGUCGCUGAUUUCGCAGUGUGCACUGGGCUCUAAGAGCUCUCCUGAUGCGGUAUUCAUCGUGUGGAAGCAACUAUUCCGACUCGGAUCGAAUGGCAACGGUGUCAGUGGCGGUACGAAUGGGAAGAGUACUCCAAACCUUGAAGGUCUCCGAGAAUUUCAGCUCCUUCUAGAGAGGGAGCUCGCGUCGCAACCGAAACUGCAGCUACAUCCAUGA
Molecule: messenger RNA, 2139 nt
Organism: Phytophthora sojae
Lineage: Eukaryota; Oomycota; Peronosporomycetes; Peronosporales; Peronosporaceae
Exons: 7
Coding region: 1-2139 (712 amino acids)
Biological process (GO): photoreactive repair
Molecular function (GO): deoxyribodipyrimidine photo-lyase activity
Source: RefSeq, a predicted model, not a curated record